AAACAGCUAUUUUGUUGAUCAAAGAAGUUGGCAACACUGCAGCCGCCGCAUACAAAAUAUUUAUAAAAGAGAGGUUUUUUAAAAAAGAUUUAUACAGUUUGCAAUCAUGUCGCUGCAAAGAUUUACAAAUGUUAUCAGACUGGCGCCGAGAGUAAGCGCAAUGCAGACGUAUCGCAACAACACAAACGCAGCUGGAAAUGUGCCACAGUUCAAGACAUUGGCUAUAACGACGCCAAAACCCUUUGUUUUCCAUGUAGAACUCAAUCGUCCAAAGAAACUCAAUGCAAUCGACAGGGAAAUGUGGCUAGAAAUUCGCGACUGCUUCGAGUCGCUGGCAAUUAAUCCGGAUUGUCGCGCCAUUGUAUUGUCGGCAGCUGGGAAACAUUUCUGUGCCGGCAUCGAUCUCAGCUCGAUGAUGAGUCUGGGUCAACAGCUGGCGGAUAGCGAGGAUGUCGCCCGCAAGGGAAUUAUCCUCGAGCGUACGAUUAAAAUCUAUCAGGACUCGAUUAGCGCCGUCGAGCGUUGUACCAAGCCGGUAAUUAUGGCCGUGCAUCAGGCGUGCAUUGGCGCCGGCGUCGAUUUAAUAACGGCUGCGGACAUACGUUACAGCACACAGGAUGCCUUCUUUCAGAUAAAAGAGGUAGACAUUGGCAUGGCCGCCGAUGUGGGCACACUGCAGCGUUUCCCGAAGGCCAUCGGCAGUCAGUCGCUCGCUCGCGAGCUCUGCUUCACGGGACGCCGCUUCGAGGCGACAGAAGCCGAGCGCUGUGGCCUCGUGAGUCGUCUGUUUGCCGAUAAGGAUACGCUGUUAAGUGGCGCUAUCGAUUUGGCUGCCGAUAUUGCCGGACGGAGUCCAAUUGCCGUGCAGACGACCAAGGAGAGCAUGGUUUACUCCCUGGAGCACACCAAUCAAGAGGGACUCGAUCACAUUCGCAUCAUCAACAAAUUGCAUCUGCAAUCGGAGGAUUUUGCACAGGCUGUGGCUGCCCAGCUCACCAAGGAUGAGAAGCCUGUGUUUGCCAAGCUCUAAGAAUUUAAUAUCCAGUCUCGAUUUUCAAUUCAAUUUGUAUAUUUUAUAAUCUAUGCAUUAUUUUGUAAUUAAAUAUGUCCAACUAA
Molecule: messenger RNA, 1116 nt
Organism: Drosophila innubila
Lineage: Eukaryota; Metazoa; Arthropoda; Insecta; Diptera; Drosophilidae
Product: delta(3,5)-Delta(2,4)-dienoyl-CoA isomerase, peroxisomal
Exons: 5
Coding region: 107-1030 (307 amino acids)
Cellular component (GO): mitochondrion
Molecular function (GO): delta(3,5)-delta(2,4)-dienoyl-CoA isomerase activity
Source: RefSeq, a predicted model, not a curated record